AUGCAUCUCGGAAAGACCCUCGCGCUCUUCAGCCUCAGCUCUGGGGCCCUUUCAUUCAAGAUUCGCGCAAUUUCUGGCAAGGAUUGCUCUGGCGAUGCUCAAGAAGUCAAUGUGUGGGACAAUACCUGCCGGGACAUGGAAGUCUCAAAGACAAACUCUUUCCGAGUCCUCUCCUAUGGAGCUCAUCGUCAGCGAGCUGACUUCUAUGAAUAUGGCGUGUGUCACGGACAAGUAUGGACUGAUUUCUGGGCGGAUGGUGGAAGCGAUACGUUUAAAAAGAAUGCAUGCAUCACUUUGGACUUCCAAUCGUCGGCCUAUGGCUCUCGUUCAUCUUAA
Messenger RNA from Penicillium samsonianum, 336 nucleotides. RefSeq lists its product as uncharacterized. The coding region runs from base 1 to 336 and encodes 111 amino acids. The transcript has a single exon. NCBI's taxonomy places the organism in Eukaryota, Fungi, Ascomycota, Eurotiomycetes, Eurotiales, Aspergillaceae. The record is from RefSeq and is a predicted model, not a curated record.